UCUACAAACUCUUUUCUUUCCUCACCAAACCAAACACAAAACCAAACCUCAACUUCAACAGCUUCUGAACAACUCUUGAAACCAAAAACUUCUCUAAUGCCGGAAGAAAUACGAGAGCACGGUGGUCACACCGAUCCUAAACCUUCUCCACCUCCGCCAAAACGUGGCCUCAUCAGCCGCAAGAGACAGCUCGUGUUUCUCUCCUUCAUGAUUCUACUAGCUGCUAAAGGACUCGUUGGUAUCGGAGAAGUAGCGUUUGUUAUACUGUCUUAUAUAUACUUGUACGAGUUCAUCUCCAGGUUUGCCUUCCCACGCAAGCAAAACGAGCAGAGGAGGAGACUCUCAAACCCUAAAAACAAACUCUUUCAAGCUUACUUCCUCGCCACUGCCAUCAUCGGCCUACUCUUCCCGAUUUGCUACAUCGGAGAUGGACUAUACCGGGGAGACAUCCACGGUGUUAGAGCUGCAGCUCCACAUCUUUUCCUCCUCUCCGGUCAAGCCUUCACCGAACCAAUUGGUUUCUCCGACCGGUUUGCAACACCCAUUGGUAUUCUCGGACCGGUUUUCUACAACGCUCGUCGUAUCUUCGCUCUGUUGGAUUGGGUUAAAGCCGAGUUCGCAGAUAUUCAGCGUCCAGGUGGUCCAAUAAGAUUGUACGGAGGAAGAGCUAUAGCGUCGGUUAACACCGUCAUGUGGUUUUACAAUCUGUUUGGUCUCUUGUUGCCUGUGUUUCUUCCUCGGUCUUGUGAGAUUUACUUCUCAGCCGACGACAACAAAGUAGAUUAAGUAACCUCCCGUCUACUUUCUACUUUAGAAUCUCUUAUGUUGUGUUUGUGUCAGUGCUUGGUAAAGAUUAUUGUUAAUAAAAGCGACAGUUUAUGACUGCAUGAUUGAUA
Brassica oleracea var. oleracea is the source of this 896-nucleotide messenger RNA. RefSeq lists its product as uncharacterized. The transcript has 2 exons. The record is from RefSeq and is a predicted model, not a curated record. NCBI's taxonomy places the organism in Eukaryota, Viridiplantae, Streptophyta, Magnoliopsida, Brassicales, Brassicaceae. The coding region runs from base 97 to 786 and encodes 229 amino acids.